Molecule: messenger RNA, 1029 nt
Organism: Oryctolagus cuniculus (rabbit)
Lineage: Eukaryota; Metazoa; Chordata; Mammalia; Lagomorpha; Leporidae
Source: RefSeq, a predicted model, not a curated record
GACCCCGCCUCCUGGGACCCUCUGCCCACCCGCCUCCCUACCGAGCCCGAUUCCACCGCCGCCGCCGACUUCCUUCUGCUCUCGGGGUCCCGCUGGGUGUCCAGAGGGCGUCGGACUCACACGGACCACCUAGGCCCACGCGAUGGAGCCUCCAGGCCCCCGCGGCGAGGGGCUCCCGGGCAGUGCGGGGGUGCUGCGGCUGUUCGUCACCUUUCGGGGCCCCGCAGUUGCCCGCUUCCCCAGUGCACAAAUCCGGUAAACCUAUGGGGAGGUUCCCACUCAGACGGCGGGGAGCCCCACGCAAGUUCGGGGAUGAGCCUGCAGGUCUCCUCCUACUGCCCGUGGCCCUGUCACUGGAGGUGUCCGUGGGAAAGGCCACCACCAUUUACGCCGUCAACGGCACGGAGAUCCUGCUGCCUUGCACCUUCUCCAGUUGCUUCGGCUUUGAGAACCUCCGCUUCUGGUGGUCCUACAACACCAGUGACACCUACAAGAAGCUCAUCGAAGGGAUUGUGAAGAACGAGAAGUCGGACCCCAAGGUGAAGCUGCGGGACAACGACCGUGUGUCCCUGGAGGGCACCACCAAGGAGAAGAUGAACAACAUCUCCAUCCUGCUGCGGAGCCUGGAGUUCAGCGACACGGGCAAGUACACCUGCCACGUGAAGAACCCCAAGGAGAAGGACUUGGAGCACCAGGCCACCAUCUUCCUCCAAGUCGUCGAUAAACGUAGGCCAGGGGCUGGGCCGGGGCAGGUGCACCCGUGGCUGCUUCUCUUUCUCUUUGCACUUUCACGAGUUACUGCCGCUGCACCUGGACGCUAGCAUUCCGCGUGAACGCUUACCCCGCCGCUGAGAUGGGGACAUGGCUGCAUUCCCCUGGGGUGGCUGCGAGGGUUGAGAAGCCACCUGGGCAUGUUUUGUGACUAGCAAAGCUCCCUGUCUCUCUCAAUGGCGGUCACUGCUACUCCUGUGGCUUCUGCUAGCAAAGGUGGGUUGAAGGCCAGGGAUUGUGCUAGAAAGUGCUAGGAGU